AUGCAGCAGGCCCUGCAGUCCUGUGUCCUUGUGAUGCAGCGACUGAACCACUGCUACGAGCAGUUGACUGCCGUUAAGGUACCGAUCUGCGAUGCGAAGACCCACUACGUGAGCGUCCGUGACAGCCUUCAGACGGUCCACACUGCAUCUAAGAGCAUUAAGGACUUCGCCAACAGGUUCGCAAACUUUCCGAAAAUCGGCCAGUUUGCAAAGAGUGUGGCAAACAUCUUCCAGCAAGUUCACGACAAAACGAAGGAUCCAUUGAAGAAGGUGAAGGAGUUCAAGAAGUCGAAAUACGGGGACAAGUUCGAGGUUAUGGACUGUUGCAUUCCCUGGUUCCUCCUCUCGAAGAGCGACCUGGACAAGUGCAACGUGUAUCCAGGAAAGAGUCACCGGUGUGGAGGAUGCGACGGUGGUUUGAUGUGCAACGUUUACAAAACCUGCAACAUCUUCACAAAGACGGAGUUGAUGAUCGACGAUUACGGCGAGCUCAUCAUGCUGCCUUUGAUCGGUGCGAUAGCAUUGUUCCUGCAAGAUCACGGCACCUUCAAAUCUUGUGGAUUCAGCACAUGUGACCAGAUCAAGAAGGUGACGGACCACAUCCAGCAGCAGUUCGAGAUCAGCUUUCUCAACCAGUGCCCGCUUGAAUUGCCCAGCUUCGACUUCCCAAAGCCCAACUUUUUGGCCUUGGUGGGCAAUGUCAUGGAAAGCAUUGAAAGCGUCUUGCACAAGCUCGAUACGAUCAUGAACAAGGAGCACUGCAUAGAGUACGACUGGCCUAAAAGCGAGAUUCGACACAAAAAAGUGUCAGUAUGUAUCAAGUACGUCAAAUGGAGUCGCCGCCGCCGCAGAGCGGGUUUCAAAAAGAAGAAGUCGUGCGUUUCGGAAAAUAUCCCAUACACCCACUUCUUUGUCGAGAGAAAGCGGCACUGCUUCAGCGCAAAGAAGAUCCUGGACGGCAUCUCUGGUGCACUGGAGGCAGCAUUUGGACCAAUCUUGAAAGCCGUUGAGGCAGCCAUCAAUGCGGUCCUGAAUCCGGUCCUGAACACCAUGGCUGGGGUUGUGGACGAGGUCACGAAGCCGCUGUCAAAUCUUAAGAUUGAUCUGCCUUUUGAUGUGGGCGGCAUGAUUCCCGAGAUCCCGGGCAUCAUUGAUCUGCAGUGUCCAGACAUGCUGAACUUGGCCCGCUGA
Molecule: messenger RNA, 1191 nt
Organism: Symbiodinium sp. CCMP2592
Lineage: Eukaryota; Dinophyceae; Suessiales; Symbiodiniaceae
Source: the annotation of a GenBank genome assembly